This is a messenger RNA of Drosophila ficusphila, 492 nucleotides long. RefSeq lists its product as uncharacterized. The coding region runs from base 62 to 433 and encodes 123 amino acids. NCBI's taxonomy places the organism in Eukaryota, Metazoa, Arthropoda, Insecta, Diptera, Drosophilidae. The record is from RefSeq and is a predicted model, not a curated record. The transcript is spliced from 3 exons.
GAACCACCAAAAGGUCUUCAUCAGGAGUACUUCCUCAGGUAGUCCACUUUAUUUUAUUUAAAUGAUGGCGAAGUUAUUUAGCGCGGUGCUUUCCAUUCUGCUUCUGAAUCUGGUAAAUUCUGCACCCACAUCUUCUGCAACUUACCUUGUGCCAUCUAUUAAUGACAACGGUGUCAUAUUAAUGCCAUCCGACCAUGGUUAUUAUUUGAGAAUCGAUAUAGAAGGAACGGGACGGGAGGAGAACGUUGAAGUGCUUCCCUCGGGGCUCCUUCAAGUGAAGGGUUCGUUUGGACAGCCGUUCCCGAGAUCUAGGUACCUUCUGGUAACCUAUGAGGCAGGACCCAAUGGUUAUGUGGCCAAGUAUAAUCUGUCUGAACUGCAGAACACGGUUCAACAGCUACCAGCGAUGGCUCUAAAAUCUGCCGCCGGCUAGCAUACUAAGAAGUUAUAGAAUCCGAUAUGUUAUUAAAUAAUAAAUAUAGUUGAGCAGCA